Messenger RNA from Lodderomyces beijingensis, 714 nucleotides. The record is from the annotation of a GenBank genome assembly. NCBI's taxonomy places the organism in Eukaryota, Fungi, Ascomycota, Pichiomycetes, Serinales, Debaryomycetaceae.
AUGAGCAGUGAAAACAUCGUGCCAGAAGGCGAGUUGGUAGACGAGGAGUUUAACGAUAUCGAUGACAACAUAAUUGUCGACCCUCAAGAGAGGGCCAAAGCAAAUGCAAACACAACCGCGUCUGGGGACCACCCGGAAAAGCAGUCGAAAGCUGAGAAGUUGAAGCAAAGACAGCAGAACCUAUCCGCUGCUGCUGCUGCGAGCGCCCAGGCGGCAUCCUCGUUGAUUCCAGACUUGCCGGAACUUACUCGCAAGGACAAGGCCCUUAAAGAAGUGUUGGACAUGAUGGACGAUGAAUUUGCACCCAUCAUCCCCGACGCAGUGACGGACUACUACCUCGCAAAGAACGGCUUCGAGUCGUCGGACAUCAAGAUCAAGCGGUUGAUCGCGUUGGCGACUCAGAAGUUCAUCAGCGACAUUGCGCAGGAUGCAUACGAAUACAGCAGGAUACGGAACUCGAGCGUGGUGUACAACUCAUCGAACCCUCAAGUUCGAGCCAAACAGCUACUACAGGGACAGCAGUAUGCUACUCAGCAGACGUUAGCGGGGAAUAGUAGCAACAAUUCUGAAAGCACAGGAGAUCAACAAAUGGCGCAGCAGUCCCACUCCACUGCUGGGAAACAACAGGGGAAAGUGGUUUUGACUAUGGAGGAUCUCAGCAAUGCGUUGAGCGAGUACGGAAUGAACACCUCGAGACCCGAGUUCUAUAGAUAG